AUGACUAGCCUUGUCGAGCUCCUGGCCGCCGUCUGCCUUGUCUGGGCCGUCGUCGUCGUUCUCGUCCAGACUGUCGGCAUCACGGCCAUAUUCGUCAAGUUCAAAGAACGAAACCCGCCGUCCGUAUCGUCCACGCUCGAGGAUGCGCCCAGCGUCACCAUCAUCCGGCCGGUCAAGGGCCUCGAGCCCUGCCUCUACGAAUGCAUAGCCUCGACCUUUCGCCAGGACUACCGACGCCAAAAGGUCUCCAUCCGCCUAUGCAUACAAGACACCACCGACCCCGCCUACCCGGUCCUGCAGCAGCUGAUCAAGGACUUUCCCGACUACGAUGCGCAGAUACUGGUCGAGGCCGAGGAUCCCGUCCUGCACGGCGCCCAAGGCCGCGUCAACAUGCUGGGCCCGAACCCAAAGAUUCGCAACAUCAGCAGGGCCUACCGCGAGGCGCCCGGCGACGUCAUAUGGAUCAUCGACUGCAACGUCUGGGUUGCGAGCGGCGUCUUGGGGCGCAUGGUGGACACGCUCAUGGGCUAUUCCGCCCCUGACGCACCCGCGCGUAAACCGUACAAGUUCGUCCACCAGCUGCCGCUUGUUGUCGACGUCGUCGACUUCCAGCACAGCGCUACAGCCGAGAACCAGAAAUUCCUGGGGUUAGCUGCCGCGGACACGCCGGCCAACGAGCCUCUAUGGCGCCGGCUGUGGAGGAACGGCGGCGGCCGUCUCGACGAAAUGUUCAUGGCGACGACGCACGUCAAGUUCUACGGCGCCAUCAACGUCGUGGGCGUCGCGCCUUGCAUCGUCGGCAAGAGCAACAUGUUCCGUAAGGCUCAUCUGGACCACGUCACUGAUCCCGCGCGAAAUCCCCUUCUCCCGGCAAACGAGGGACGUCCGCGCGGCGUCGACUACUUCUCGCACAACAUCUGCGAGGACCAUCUGAUCGGGGACCUCCUCUGGCGCUCCAACAUCCCGGGCUUCCUGAACCACGGCAUCGCCUGGGGCGACCUGGUGCUGCAGCCCAUGGCAGGCAUGUCCGUGUCCGCCUACGCCGCCCGGCGCGUCCGAUGGCUGCGCGCGAGGAAGUUCACCGUGCUGGCGGCUACGCUGGUCGAGCCAGGUGUCGAGUCGGUGCUCUGCUGCGCAUAUCUUGCCUUUGGCCUAACGACGCUGCCGGGGUGCGCUCGGCUGCUCGGCAUCCCCCAGACGUGGACGGCCAUGGGCUUCAUCUGGCUUGCGUCCAUGUUGGCCUGGAUGAUGGUCGACUGGCGUACCUUUAAGCACCUACACACAGGCUGCACGAUUGAAACCGACCAGAACACGCCCAAGUUUGCCUUUGGGUCAGCUAGUCCACUCGGUCUUCCAAGGCGGCGCUUCGUAGAGUUCCUGCCGGCAUGGAUCGCACGAGAAGCGCUCGCUCUGCCGAUCUGGACGCGGGCGGUGCUGCUCGGCACGACGGUCAACUGGCGCGGAAAAGUCUUCCACGUCCGUCUGGACACGACGGUCGAAGAGGUUUCGAGCGACAAGACGCCGGCGAGGUUGACGAGGACGCCGGAGUUGGAGAGGGCGAGACAGGGAGACAAUUAG
Molecule: messenger RNA, 1578 nt
Organism: Trichoderma citrinoviride
Lineage: Eukaryota; Fungi; Ascomycota; Sordariomycetes; Hypocreales; Hypocreaceae
Product: glycosyltransferase family 21 protein
Exons: 3
Coding region: 1-1578 (525 amino acids)
Biological process (GO): glucosylceramide biosynthetic process
Cellular component (GO): membrane
Molecular function (GO): ceramide glucosyltransferase activity
Source: RefSeq, a predicted model, not a curated record